This is a messenger RNA of Adelges cooleyi (spruce gall adelgid), 1467 nucleotides long. RefSeq lists its product as uncharacterized. The record is from RefSeq and is a predicted model, not a curated record. The transcript is spliced from 8 exons. NCBI's taxonomy places the organism in Eukaryota, Metazoa, Arthropoda, Insecta, Hemiptera, Adelgidae. The coding region runs from base 1 to 1467 and encodes 488 amino acids.
AUGCUGAACGCCAAUUCGGAGACCGAAUUCCAGAUCAUGUGCUCUGUCACCGAUACGAUUGUCGAUCAACAACUUACCGGGAAGUAUCAAGUUUUCGUCUCUUUGUUGAUUGAUGAUAUUCCAAGAGCCAGCUUAACUAAUGACGAUGGCACCGUUCUCAAGAUAGCAAACGAAGCCAAUCCUGAGUUAGUCACUGUGCAAGUAGUUGUGCUAGAAGUAAUAUCAGAGUACAAGGGCAAGGAAUACAUCAAUUUAGACGUGUACCCAAAAAUAGUGGAUUUGAAUUCGUAUCAAUACAAACUCGGCGAUGGCAUGUGUGUGGAAGAAACUGUUAAUUUUAAAAACAAAGGAAAACUCCCAGUAACCGUGUCAUGGAUACGUCCGGAUGAACACAGUUGCGUUGACAAUAACUUGGCCCCUGAAUCUUUGGUGGUCGACGAUCGAGCUAUAGUUCGUGUGCUAAUUGAUCCCAGAGGAUCGGGUCGCCUCCGACAUAUAUUGAGGUUCAGAGCUACAAACAUUGACGGGUCUAGUGACGUGGUGGUCUAUGUCCGAGGACUUGUUGAACAGCCACAAGUCAUCGUCCGACCAACAACUCUACCACGUUUGGGGAUUCUUUGCGCUGGCACGUUGGCAACUUAUAGGACAGAAUUUACUUCGGGGAUGAAUAAUUUCGAGUUAAUAACAAAAAGGCUGUAUCGUUUUAAUGGCAACGACGAAGAAACGUGGCAGCCGCACAGUGAACAAUCAUUUGGGUCGUGCACCGAAGGAAUAGGCGUGAAGAAUAUGAUUUAUAUGUCAAUAAAUUAUGAAACAGUAGUCAACACCCAAACAAAUGGAAUUUCGUGUGAACUGACCGAAUGGACGUUCGCCGAAUGCCACAACGUCUACAACCAAACCGUUGCGGUAGUCAAACCUCCGGACGUGCAAUUCAAUCAACGAAUAGUGUCUUUCCACCGACCCCUAUACAAGGGCGUAACCCACCGCCACAAAGGUAUUUGUCUGUUCAAUAAUACACGUUGCGGUCUGACGUACUGCUGGGGCAAUCCCCUGGAGACGGUGGCUAAUAACGUGCACUGUUGGCUGGAACCCGCUAAUGGGGUAGUUGACGGUGACUCGUCCGUUGAAUUCGAGCUGGUCGUCAUCCCCAAGACCGCCGGUUUGCAUAACAAAUUUUCCGUUCCGUGUUUCAUACAAAACGCCGCCGUACCCGAACAAAUAACCGUCGAAUUCACGGCCAAAGGUUUUGGAGCCCAAGUGUCUUACGUAGAUUCCACACAAGUCUACAGGAAAAUACAAUGGCCGCACGAUGAAGAACAGUGGAGUGACGUAAACAGAGAAGAUGAACCUUGCGAUUAUGAAAACAUAGAAGCAGAAGAUUUCUUCUCAUUAGACGACACCGUUUUGAGGAUGCCACCUAACCAGAGUUUUAAAUUUGAACUUUUUGAGGAAAACGAGUUCGAGUAA